UAUGGUUUAAAAUUAAUGUAUAGAGCGGCUAAACACAAUGAAUUGCAUUCUGAAGCUGAACUAGAGAGAGGUAGAGGAAUGAGACCAAAAUUAAAAAAACGUAAUUUGUUUGAAGACUUGGACCAUGACUUUUCAACUAAUAAUGAGAUUAUAAUUCAAAAUGAUUCAGCUGAAGAUAAUGUUAGGAUUCCUUACCCUAAAUGCCCAAAAAAACUGAAAGUCAACAGUACACCACAACCAACUUGUUCAGACGCAUCAGAAUCAAAUAUUUUGUACAGUACCCCUAAGACAAGUGGCAUUAGUAAGUAUUUUUAUUUACUUCUAUCAUCUGCAUUCAAGUUAGAAUUUUUAUUUUAUUUAUUUUAAUUAUAGGUAUGUAAUGGUGUUAUUAUAUCAGAUUAAUAAUUAUAAAAUUGAGUUUUUGAAACAUAUAAUUGUACAGAUGCUUA
Messenger RNA from Acyrthosiphon pisum (pea aphid), 449 nucleotides. RefSeq lists its product as uncharacterized. Lineage: Eukaryota; Metazoa; Arthropoda; Insecta; Hemiptera; Aphididae. The record is from RefSeq and is a predicted model, not a curated record. Bases 16 to 366 code for a protein of 116 amino acids. The transcript has 2 exons.